UCAUGCACCGGCGCUGUCUGCUAUCACAAAUCAAACGCUCCUCUGUGUACCUGAAACGCCCCUCGACUAUUUGACGUGGAGCUCAGAGCUCCGCUAGUGUCGCAGCACGCUGUGUACUUGCUGCUAGAAGGUCGCAGCGCUACCGAGGAGUUAAACAGACACGCGUUAAAUUUCUGUCUUAAACUUCUAGUUGUACUAAUCUGCUGCACAGUCGGAGUCAGCGCAUAUUUACACUUGUAUGUGAAUUGCACCUGAGCACAUUUGGGAGCAACUUGCUCCAACAACAACGGAGGUCCGCGCGGAGGAAUGCACUUUAUCUGCGUGAGAAAACACGCCAAAAAAGACAACAACGUUGUGCCAGGAUGCAGAGCUUAAAUGUUGCCCGUCUUUCGUCAAACCGACGGCCGUCUGUUGGGGCAGUUUCACCGGGUGAAAAUCCUCCCGUUGGGAAAGCUGCGUCCCAGGUGACUGUGAAAAGACAAGCCGUGAAGAGACACCACCACAAACACAACCUGAAGCACAGGUACGAGUUCCUGGAGACCCUCGGGAAAGGAACCUAUGGCAAAGUGAAGAAGGCCAAGGAAAGAUCCGGUCGACUGGUUGCCAUAAAGUCGAUCAGAAAGGAUAAGAUAAAGGAUGAGCAAGACCUGGUUCAUAUUCGCAGAGAAAUUGAGAUCAUGUCCUCGCUCUGCCAUCCGCACAUCAUCACCAUAUAUGAAGUAUUUGAGAACAAGGACAAAAUAGUGAUUGUGAUGGAGUACGCCAGCCGAGGAGACCUGUACGACUACAUCUGUGACAAGAAGAACAUCUCUGAACGGGAGGCCAGGCACUUCUUCAGACCGAUUGUAUCAGCUGUGCACUACUGCCAUCAGAAUGGAAUAGUACACCGGGACCUGAAACUGGAAAAUAUUUUACUAGAUGGCAACGGCAAUGUGAAGAUUGCAGACUUUGGGCUGUCAAACCUCUUCCAUGGUGAUAAGUACCUUCAAACCUUUUGUGGAAGCCCUCUGUAUGCUUCCCCUGAGAUUGUCAAUGGACGGCCAUACCGCGGACCAGAGGUGGACACUUGGUCUCUUGGUGUGCUGUUGUACACUAUGGUUCAUGGUACUAUGCCAUUUGAUGGAAACAGCCACAAGGCAUUGGUCCAACAGAUAAGCACUGGAAACUAUCGUAAACCCAUCAAUCCCUCUGAUGCAUGUGGGCUUAUCCGAUGGAUGCUGAUGGUAAAUCCUGAGCGCAGAGCCACAAUAGAGGAGAUUGCAGGACACUGGUGGCUCAACUGGGGCUACCAGCAGCCAUUACUGGUUGAGGCAAAGAGCAGUCCAGUGGAGCAGACCACUCCACCAGCCUCUCCUUCAACAUCGCAUCCUGGCGGGCUGGCCCUUGUUGGUAGCUGGCUGCGCCGUACAUCCAGGCCUUUACUUGAGAACGGCUCUAAGAUGCGCUGCCUGCUCCGCUCACAGGGUGGUGGUGGUGGAGGGGAUGUAGUCCGGCAGCGCUCUCUGCGAAGGUCGCGAAAGGAAAAUAAUGUCUCCCAGACCAAUCAAGAAGUAAGCACCGACGGUCGCCCCUCUAAGGGGAUUUUGAAGAGACGCAACAGUGUGAAACAGAAGGCACUGAGUGAAGUCCCUGCUGUAGGUUCAGUGGAGCCACACAACAUUUUGGGUUUGCCUGCACCAGCUAAUGCGCCUUCAGCUGCUCUGCUGCCUCGCAAAGGUAUCCUUAAGAAGCGAACAGAGCAGGAGUCUGGGUACUACUCCUCCUCUCCUGAGAACAGUGACUCUGGCUGGGCUCCACAAACUAAAGAGUGCCCUUCAGCAUCAACUCAUAAAGGCAUCUUGAAGCGCAAUGGAAAGUUCUCCUCAGGUAGGCUGCAGGAGUUUGGCUCUCUGGACCAGCUGGCAGCUUCUUUACCCUGCGGAGGCAUCAGGUCGCGACCGAGCGGGGCCAUCAGUGAGGAUAGCAUUCUGUCUUCUGAGUCCUUUGACCAGCUGGAUCUGCCAGACUGUGUAGGACCUCCAGCACAAAUGGAUAAACCAGCCAAGUCUAGCAUGAGAGGAUGUGUGUCUGCGGACAACCUGCUGGAUAUCACAGAAGACGGGAUCCUUGGGGACGGGUCGCUGAGGCCCUGGAACUGCUACAGGUCUGGAGUGGCUGACAGUUCCUUUUCUAUCACAGACUGUGAUAAUGUAACAGAGGCUUACAAACAGGCCAUGGCUCUGCAGCAAGCUGAAGACCUAUGAUUGGUAGAGGACACUAACUUAAGACUGCUAAACUAAUGAAGACAUGUUUGCCAAAGUGCAUUAGGUGACAUAACCAGCACACUGUUGUGAUAAUCAUUUUGUCCAACUUCAGGAACUGCACAGUACCAAAAAAGCAGGAGGCUUCUUUAUAAGAUUGUAUUUUAGGUGAUAAAUGUCUAUGAAUAAUUUGAGUAAAACUGGCUAAAAAUAACCAGAAUGCACAGUCUUUUACAAAAAUGAUGCAGCAGUUUAGAAUAACCAUUUCAAAGAUCCUCAGGAGAAGGAAGAGAGCUGCUGUGGGUGAAUCAGGAGCUCUUCAUUUUCAAGCCUAUUAUCAAAAGUGUAGUUAAAGCAAAAGGUCACCCUGAAACCAAAACUCUGGUCUUCAAUGUCAAAGAAAGGUUUGUUUAACAUAUUUCGCAGUGGCAAUAAAUCAAACUGACAUUUUCAGUCACAAUAGGACUUUUGUUUGAACAUUGCUUCAGCCAUAAAGUCGGUGUCUUUUAUUGUCCACAGGACAGUUUGAGAAAGUGAAACUUAACAGCUCUUUAAGAUUCUAGCAGUGUGAAAGCUGAUCAUAUGUAUCUAGGAGAACAGUAAUAACGCACAGGUAAAUGUUAGAAUGGGUAUACUACAGCUUUUAUUGUGCUUCAGGAUGUGGGGAAAAUGACAUUUCACGGAUACCAAAGAGUAGGUUUGCUAAUGUCAAGAGUUUUUUAUGUUUCUUUAUUUAAAA
Cyclopterus lumpus (lumpfish) is the source of this 2979-nucleotide messenger RNA. It is a transcript of the gene nuak2, whose product is annotated as NUAK family, SNF1-like kinase, 2. Gene Ontology annotation, molecular function: ATP binding; tau-protein kinase activity; protein serine/threonine kinase activity. The transcript has 6 exons. The record is from RefSeq and is a predicted model, not a curated record. Bases 363 to 2243 code for a protein of 626 amino acids. Gene Ontology annotation, cellular component: cytoplasm. Gene Ontology annotation, biological process: intracellular signal transduction; microtubule cytoskeleton organization; protein phosphorylation. Lineage: Eukaryota; Metazoa; Chordata; Actinopteri; Perciformes; Cyclopteridae.